AUACAUUUAUACAUCAAUAAAAAUUAAACAUGUCUGAAUUGUUUGCAUCUUAUGAGUCUGACUUUGAGUUGGCGUAUCAGGAAGCCCAAUCCAAGAUUGGCCAAGUGCUGUCUCUUGAUGAUGCUCAAAGAAAAAACACAUUAAAAGCAGUGGAAUUUGCUACAGAUGAAGCAUUGGAAAUUCUUGAUCAAAUGAAUAUUGAAGUUCAAAGUAUCCCAUCUAAUCAAAGAUCAUCAUACAAUACCAAAGUACGUCAAUAUAAAGCAAAAGUAGACGAAACUAAACAAAAAUUAAAACAAUUACUCGAUGAUGAAGAUAAACAUCAAUUAUUUGGUAGUAGAUAUAAAGAUCUGGAAGAAUUUGAUGGACCAGGAGAUUCUCAAAGAAAGCAACUUUUAAAUAAUAAUAGUUCACUCGAAAGAUCUUCAGAAAGACUUCGAGAAAGUCAAAGGGUUGCUUUAGAAACUGAGAAUAUUGGGGGGAACAUUUUAAAUGAUUUAAGGGCACAAAGAGAAACGAUAUUAAAUUCCAGAAACACUCUUCAUCAAGCUGACAACUAUGUUGAUAAGUCAAUUAAAACAUUGAAAACAAUGACGAGAAGAAUGACCGCAAAUAAGUUCAUCAGUUAUGCAAUCAUUGCCGUCUUAAUUCUUUUAAUUUUCCUUGUACUUGCCAGUAAGUUUUGGUAGGAAUAGGAGAGAGAGAUAUAUAAAAUAAAAAAGGAAAAAAAAAAACUUUACAGGUGGAAAACAAAGUAGUAC
This is a messenger RNA of [Candida] anglica, 761 nucleotides long. NCBI's taxonomy places the organism in Eukaryota, Fungi, Ascomycota, Pichiomycetes, Serinales, Debaryomycetaceae. The record is from the annotation of a GenBank genome assembly.